Messenger RNA from Lytechinus pictus (painted urchin), 1851 nucleotides. RefSeq names its product toll-like receptor Tollo. The transcript has a single exon. Gene Ontology annotation, biological process: toll-like receptor signaling pathway; immune response; inflammatory response. NCBI's taxonomy places the organism in Eukaryota, Metazoa, Echinodermata, Echinoidea, Temnopleuroida, Toxopneustidae. Gene Ontology annotation, molecular function: protein binding; transmembrane signaling receptor activity. The record is from RefSeq and is a predicted model, not a curated record. The coding region runs from base 22 to 1851 and encodes 609 amino acids. Gene Ontology annotation, cellular component: plasma membrane.
UCGACAUAAACGAACAUCGUCAUGGAAUUCAUUAACUUCGGCAAGAUCCUUCUUUUCGUUAGUCUUCUACUAUUUCUCAGACGAAUUAAAUCCGAAUCAUUCUGUGACGAAUUUUGCAAUUGUCAUCCAGACAUCCACAUGAUCCAUUGUAGCGGAGUCGACUUUAAAGAGGCAUUGAGUCACAACUACUCCGAUGAAAUCACAAACAACACCAAGUCACUGGAAAUUUCAUAUUUUGAUCAGUCAUUGAGACUCGAUAAUGAUACCUUGAAACGGUUCUAUGCUUUAGAAAAACUUGCUAUAGUGCACUACGGUGUAACUUUCAUCAGCGGAUAUGUCUUCCAAGGCCUAUACGAGUUGCAGUACAUUCGUCUGUCAUUUAACUCUUUGAAGAGCAUUCCUAUUGUACAGCUUUCCCACUUAAAUUCAUCUUUAGAAGAAUUACAUCUGCUACAACAAAAAAUAACAAACAUUGCAAACUAUUCCUUUAUACAAUUUGGAAAUCUUCGUGAGAUGACAAUAAAGUACAAUCAAUACUUUUUAGAGAUAUUCGCUUAUGCUUUUACCGGUCUUGCAAAUUUAACUUAUCUUUGUUUAUCUGAAAAUGGCAUUAUGAGACUGCGCAGUACAACCUUCAAGGGUUUGACAAAUUUACAAGAAUUGGACCUAAGUCACAAUCUACUUGUUACAGUUCCGCCUGCAGUUAAUGCUCUGAAGUCCCUCAUAAAGCUAGACCUGUCUAAUAAUCACCUUCUAGAAUAUACAAGCAAUUUUCAGUUCUUGGCAGAAAUUCUAACACUACAGACCCUCCAGAUGGGCUACUGCGCCAUUUCUGAAAUAUCCCCGGAAGCCGUUGACAACCUCAAGGCAUCUAAUUUAAAUGUUGCAAAUUUCGAGGGAAAUCCAUUUAACUGCACAGAAGGCCUUUGCUCUUUUGUAAUUUGGUAUUUGAGCAUGCCCGAACCAAGUACAACGAGAAGCCCUUUCUAUAUACCUUUCAUCACUCUCAGUCCUCCCAUCGGGAAAGGACCAUACCGAUGCAAGACUAGUGGACUGUCCGGGGGACUGUCCUUCAAAGAGUUUUUAAACGAGUCUUGUUCACCGACUCCUCAAAUCUUCUCGUCGACCGUUUCUUAUCCUGCUGGCGGUUCGAUCUCGUGGCAUGUCAUCAUUAUUAUCGUUAGCAUAACUUUUGUUGCUUUUGUCGUUGCCUCAUUGUCCUUCAUAAUUUGGAAAUUUAGUCUGGUCAAAAGAUAUCAUCAUCACUUUCGAAUCCAUUACCAGCGUCAUGCUAAUUUUAGAGCUAGGCAGGAAGAAGACAAUGAAUAUAUGUUUGAUGCCUACGUCAGCCAUCACGAAGACGACAGGCCAUUCGUCCAAGAUGAGAUGCUUCCUCGCCUUGAGGACAAUAAUGGCUUUGAUCUCUGCGUAUCUUUCCGCAACUUCCGUCUGGGUUCUAACCUCCUAGAAAACGUGUCUUCUGCACAGGAUGUUAGUCGUGCCAUCAUCUUUAUCAUCAAUGAACGCUUCAUGCAGAAUGGUCAGUGCAAGCUGGAGCUGGAGAUGGCUUCAAGGAGGAUGCUAGAAGAUGAUGAGGAGAACGGAAGACGGCGUCUCAUCCUCAUCAUGAUGGAUGUCCUGGCUCCAGACCUGAUGAACAACACCCUAAGGAUGCUUCUCAACUAUGUGGCUUACCUCGAGUGGGACCCUGCGGCAGAAGAAAGAUGUUGGGGGCAACUUGUUGCCACCCUUCGUGCCAUGGAACCGGCGAUGAAUGGUCCCAACGAACAGGAGGCCGACAAUGGAGAAAAUAAUGGUGGCGAAGCACUCAAUGAAAUACAACCUAUUUAA